GUGAGGUUUAAGUUUAUUAUGUUGGAUUCUGAAUGUACAUUGAGUGAGAAAAUGGAGAAUGUUGAAAAAAAAGCGAGACGAAACUACUUCAUUUAUUUUGCUGCUAUAUCAGUUAAUUUGAUAUGCUUCUCGACAGGCAUAGCAUAUGCAUGGACCUCUCCAUUACUCCCAAAAUUCGAAAGCAACGACCCAUCAAUAAAUCCGAUAGGCAGACCGUUGAGCGCAUCUGAAUCUGGACUCCUGGUAUCUGUAAUCAAUUUCGGACUAUUGUUUGGACCAAUUUUGUCGGGAGGUCUUGCAGGAAGGAUAGGCAAAAAAGCAACGCUACUUAUUUCUGCUUUACCUAUACUCGUUGCACAGGUUAUUUGUAUUUUUGCAAAAUCCCUGGAAGUUUUUUUGGUUGCCAGAUUUCUUAUGGGUGUGACAACCGGAGCGGCUUGGUCUCUAAUGCCAGGAUACAUAUCGGAAAUUUGUGAACCCAAAAUACGCGGUGCUUUAAAUAGCCUUAUAGCAGUAUUUUCAGCUAUUGGAUAUCAAUAUACUUACAUCGUAGGACCUUUUGUUUCGAUAAUGUGGUUUAGUAUUCUAAACACUAUACCUGCUCUUUUAUUUUUUAUAUGCGUUUAUUUUUUCGUACCAGAUAGUCCUUAUGAUUUGGUAAUGAAAAACGAUUUUCAAUCUGCAGAAGAAAGUUUGAUUAGACUCAGGCGAAAAAGUGAUGUCAAGAAAGACCUUAUAGAAAUCCAAAGAGUUGUUGUCGCUAAUGCGCAAAGUCAUGCGAAGAUUAUGGAUAUUUUCAAAAACAAAGGAUCAGUUGCUGCUUUGAUAAUAUGUAGUGCCUUAAUGGCUUUUAAUUGUUUUUCUGGAGUAUUGAUUGUGCUUGGAUAUACACAACCCAUAUUUGAGCAAGCUGGAAGUUCGAUUCCACCAACUUAUUCCGCUAUGAUGGUUGGUACAAUAUCGCUUAUAGCAACUAUAUUAACAACUCAGCUAAUUGAUCGACUUGGUAGGAGACCAAUUCUCAUUUUAUCGUCUCUAAUUGCUAGUUUAGCUCAUGUUUCACUAGGAAUUUUCUUUCAUUUGCAAUCCAAAAAUGUCAAUACUGAAUCUUUUGGUUGGGUACCAAUUUGCAGCGUGAUAGCUUUUAUGUUUUUCUUCAAUUUUGGAAUUGCACCUUUAACUUGGAUCAUUUUAGGCGAAUUGUUUGCAUCAAAUAUAAAAGCCGUUGCCGCAAGUCUUUGUAGCAGUGUAAAUUACUUUUCAGCUUUUGCUCUAACGGCAGCUUAUACUUAUGUUGUAGCAAGUAUUGGAACUGCAAAUACAUUUUUCUUUUUCGGUGUCAUGAUGGCAGCGUGCUCGUUAUUUUGCACAUUUAAACUACCAGAAACAAACGGGAAAACUUUUGAAGAGAUUUAUGCGAUACUGAAUAAGAAAACAGGUAAAUGAGUUUUCCAAUCGCUAUUAUGGCUAUUGAUCUGAUUUAAUUAAGGAAUUAAUGUAGGUGAUAAUGUGUGAUAUAUGAUGCAGCCAAUCUUUUUGUAUUAAAUUUCAAUUGUAUAAAACAUCAAACAUCCAAGCAUUUUUGUGCAGACUGAUUUGUUAAAUUAAAGAUUGCUUUAA
Messenger RNA from Ceutorhynchus assimilis (cabbage seed weevil), 1620 nucleotides. The record is from the annotation of a GenBank genome assembly. NCBI's taxonomy places the organism in Eukaryota, Metazoa, Arthropoda, Insecta, Coleoptera, Curculionidae.